This is a messenger RNA of Salpingoeca rosetta, 1259 nucleotides long. RefSeq lists its product as uncharacterized. The transcript has a single exon. NCBI's taxonomy places the organism in Eukaryota, Choanoflagellata, Craspedida, Salpingoecidae. The record is from RefSeq and is a predicted model, not a curated record. The coding region runs from base 69 to 1259 and encodes 396 amino acids.
GCUUUGUUGUUUUGUCUUGUGCAGAAGGACAACCAGCACCUGCUCACCCACAAGAAGCAACACAGGCGAUGGACGACGUUGACGCCGAGGAGGGCAGCGCCACUUCCCAGAUGCCCCAGCCUCGUUCUGAAGCGUGUGCGUCGGACCCGGAGACACCACCACCGGUGGUGUCGUGUGGGGAGCAUGCAAGUAAAGAAGGCGUUGAUCAGCAAAAUCGGAGUGAAGCAGGAGACGAAGCAAGAAGGGCAAGAGAUGAUGAAGCGGGAGGAACAAGAGACGACCAACACCAACGCCAACAAGGGCAAGGAGACGCCCAGCACCAGCAGCAGCAGCAUCAGCAUCAGCAUCAGCAUCAGCAGCAUCAGCAGCACCAGCAGCACCAGCGGCCCCAACAAAGCACACUGCAACCUGCAAGCGAGCAUGCACAUGGUGAGGCUGGCAGCAGCGACUUGGAGCAGUUCCUGAUGCGGUUUGGGCUGCAGGCCCGCGAUGUCAUGGCCACGCACCUAUCGCACGCAGAUGUGGCGCACCUGGCCAUGUGCUCCAAAACAACGCUGCGCUGGUACAACGAGUUUGUGGCUGCCGUCCACCCAGCAUGGCUGUGGAAGGAUGUACGGCUGCCAAGCAGCCCGGACGUGCAGGUGUCGCCGUCCGCCUUGGCGUACUACUUCGCGCACUUUCAUCGCAGGAAGCUCGGCACGCAGGUUGUCCUGCACAAGCUGCUGCCGCUGCUGCAAUCGCGACAGUUGGAGAGCGCAGAGGUGCUGUGGAAGGUGUUCUGUGAGCGGCGAAAACACGACGACCACAGUAACCGCUACUACCAGGCCAUGACCCACGACCUGGCGAGCAUGCUGCCGCGUUCCCUGGCAUCGCAGGAGUGCACGCGCUGGUUCCUGCGCUGCGUGCGGCCCGUGCUCGAGUCGGAUGAGGUGUGGCGCCAGCACAUGCGCGUCAUUGUUCGCGAUGCCCUGCUCUUUGGCGCAGACGUCGUGCUGCGCGAGCUGCACAGCGACGAGCUGGCCAAGGUCGGCAACGUCGACGUGCUGCGAUCACAGGUCUUGGAGGAGCUCAGCGACUGCUGUAAGGACGUGUCCCUCUCCACUGUCAAGCAAACCCACACCUUGUUUGGGUUUGAGCAUGACGACUACAAGGGAACCCUGAUCCCUGCGGCCGUAGCCACGUAUCGUGAAGACAUCCUCGGCUUUCUCAGUACAGCGUUACAUCUCUCACAUGACGCCCUCACCGUCGACGUGUCAUGA